AUGGAGAAGGUCGACAAAGAACGUGCCGGCGUGAUCGUCGGGUCCGGCAUGGGCGGCAUCACGGCCUUCUCCGACGGCGUCGAGAACCUCGUGACCAAGGGGUACAGGAAGAUAUCUCCCUUCUGCAUCCCGCACGCCAUCACCAACACGAGCUCCGCCAUGAUCGCCAUGGACGCGGCCGUCGGCUUCCGGGGCCCUAACUACUCGAUCUCCACGGCAUGUGCCACCUCCAACCACUGCUUCCACAGCGCCGCCGACCAGAUCCGGUUGGGCCGAGCCGACGUCAUGGUCGCCGGUGGCACCGAAGCCGCCAUCAUUACAAUAGGGCUCGGCGGGUUCGUGGCGUGCAGAGCGCUGUCGCAGAGGAACGACGACCCCGGCACGGCGUCGAGGCCGUGGGACAAGGACCGCGAUGGCUUUGUCAUGGGCGAAGGAGCCGGAAUACUGGUCAUGGAAAGCCUCGAGCAUGCAAUGAGACGCGACGCUCCGAUUCUGGCGGAGUACUUGGGAGGCGCCGUAAACAGCAACGCUUACCACAUGACUAAUCCGAGACCAGAUGGCUGCGGCGUGUCGGUGUGCAUCAGGCAGAGCCUUGAAAACGCAGGCGUCGCACCAGAGGAGGUCAAUUACAUAAAUGCUCAUGCAACCUCAACCCCCGCUGGAGAUCUUGCAGAGGUGAAUGCUUUGAAGCAAGUUUUCAAGGACCCAUCUCGGAUUAAACUGAACGCAACCAAGUCAAUGAUAGGGCAUUCCCUAGGUGCAGCGGGCGGUUUGGAGGCCAUCGCUACCAUCAAAGCAAUAACCACCGGAUGGGUGCAUCCUACUAUAAACCAAUUUAACCCAGAGCCGGAAGUUGAUCAAUUUAACACGGUAUCUCCAAUUCAUUUGGAUUCGGAGGACAAAAUUCAGUGGUGGUAUUUGCGCCAUUUAAGUCCUAAUCCGCUGAAGCCGAACAGGAAGGCCCGCCGCUUUCGAUGCGGGCGUCGCGACGAGCAUCGAAAUUCCCGCAACAGAAGUGCCUGCCGCCACAGUCUUAGUCACACCCUCGCAGUAGAAGUGCCCACCAUCGAUGAUGACUCAAUACAUACUCAGCUCGUCCGGGUGCAGAAGGCAGGUGUUGCCUUCAUCAUCUUCCAACUUCCCCAACUUCCCAGGUCCAAGGCUCCCUUGCCUCAACUCAAUGUCGGCAAGCUAUCAAAGGAGUUCACUUUCAGCUCAUCGGUUGUCGUUACUUUAGGUUUCGGCCGUGGCGCGCAGCACAGCAGCAACAUGGGGAGGGAGCAACUGUUGCGUGCAUAUGCAGGAGCAGCAGCAAGCAACCGGCGUGAUGGUUUGUUGGAAAUCGGAGCCUCGAUGGAGCAGUCGGGAAAGGGGAGAAGUCUACAGUGGAGAAACAUGAUUGAAGAAUUGGGACAUGGUGUAGAAAUCAAAUUUCUAUGGAGCGAGAGGCUGGAGACAUAA
This is a messenger RNA of Triticum turgidum subsp. durum (durum wheat), 1461 nucleotides long. NCBI's taxonomy places the organism in Eukaryota, Viridiplantae, Streptophyta, Magnoliopsida, Poales, Poaceae. The record is from the annotation of a GenBank genome assembly.